UGGUCCGUAUUCACCUCGUAUGAAAAAACAACAUAUUAUCAAAGUAGAAAUCUUUUAACGAAAUAUGUUGUACACUUGACUAGAUUGAAAGUCUUUGAUCUUAUUAACAGGAUUAGUAACAGAAAACCUUCAUUUUCCAUUUAGAAAUCUCGAUGAUUCGCUGAAAACCUUUUAUUUCUUUUAUUCGUUUUUUUUCUAUAUUCUGACUACCAAAUUGGAAAAGAAUUGCUUCAUAUUACGAACAAAUGGCAAAAAUACACGUUCUUCGAACACAUGACAAACAAUAAUACAUGUUUGUCGAAUCACGCAUGUUAAUGAUUUGUCGAAAAGAAGAGAUUUCGAUACCCGUGACGCUAUCCACACGUUCAAACUAGCUCAAUUAAGUCAAUGCGAGAGGUUUGUUUUAUUUUAAGUGAUUAGAUUAUCUAAGAACGAUAACACUGAGCAUCCCAAGCCCACCACUGGUCAGUAAGAACAUACCGUUGGACAGAAGGACCUGACACUACCUUAUACAAACAUAUCAUGCCGCAUGGCACCACAACAUGACAACGUUUUGACUCCUUUAAAAUCAUUGGCGGAUUCCUGUCUCUUUGUUGAAACGUGAGGAAACUGGAAGCUAAUUCUCUUGUUCUCUCCUCAUUCUCUCUCGCAUUGGUAAGACAGGGAGCCCAGUGCGUCAAUGCUGCUAAGGAUUGUAACCUUACGUGUUAAGUACUAUGCGCAUGGUAAUAAAUAUUGACUUGCUCAUUGGUCAAUAUUGCAAGGAAGUUUUGUUCACAAAAUGGUUUACUUUUAUCUAGCUUUAUUGAACAUUAUAAAUGGGUUUUAAAAAACCUUCCCUCCCUGUAUAUAUAGUGGCCACAAUUGUAGCUUCAAAGCCAUUGGUUGGGCUCCCUGUGAAGCAGUGUUAUGGCCGACGACAAGAGCAUUUAACAAUCAUCACGAACUAAAAUCUCCUACCUUACGUAAAUCCAUGCGACGAUUCAGUUCCUUGAUGUCAGUCGAUUUCACAAUCAAGCGUUCGAUUGGUGGUACGUAAAUCCAUGCGACGAUUCAGUUCCUUGAUGUCAGUCGAUUUCACAAUCAAGCGUUCGAUUGGUGAACUUUGCUCUUUAAAGUUCUUGAAUUUCUACACGAUGAAAAUAGAAGGUUGUGUAGCCUUGGUUACCGGUGCAGCGUCGGGUAUCGGGAAAGCUGUUUGUGAAAGACUACUUGAGGCAGGCUGCAAGGUUGUUUUGGUCGAUAUCAAUGAGAAUAAAAGUGAAGAGUUAAUCAAGAAGUUUAAUGGUGAAUAUGGAAAAGAUCAGACAAUGUUUUUACCCUGUGACGUUUCAAAUCAAGAUCAGUUAGAAGGGAUAUUUACCACAACGAUUUCUAAGUAUGGUCGUCUUGACAUAGUGUGUAACAAUGCUGGAAUAAUUGACGAAAAAAACUGGAUGAGAACACUCGACAUUAAUUUGAAAGCCGUCAUUCAUGGUACAUUGUUGGCAAUGGAGCAUAUGUUAUCAGGUGUUAUCAUAAAUACGUCAUCGACAGGAGGUCUCCAUCCAGCGUCGUUCUGUCCUGUUUACUGUGGUUCAAAGUUCGGUGUGGUUGGUUUUACACGUAGUAUCGCCCCCGUUGCUUUUCGCAAGAAAGGAAUUCGAGUAAACUGUAUUUGUCCAGGAGGUACAGACACAGCUAUCUACGAAUCAUUUGAACAAUUAGAACUAACUCAAGAACAGAAAGAUCUCAAAGAAAAAGUAGGAAAACAAACACCUGUUUUUGUCGCAAAGUGUUUCAUGGAUUUAAUCAAAGAUGAUAACGAUAAUGGCCAGGUCCUUAAAGUGACUUACGAGAAUGGGGCCGAAUAUAUCGACUAUCACGAUACUGUAAUCUAACGAGGGUUCCCUGUGGUAGGAAAAACUGGAAUAGAAAGCCACACUUUUAUCCAAAUAGACUUAAUUUAUUAUCAAUCAGUUUCCAUUGUAUAAACUGAUACCAGACAGUGUAAGCCUUCGUCUAAGACCAU
This is a messenger RNA of Exaiptasia diaphana, 2011 nucleotides long. RefSeq names its product 15-hydroxyprostaglandin dehydrogenase [NAD(+)]. Lineage: Eukaryota; Metazoa; Cnidaria; Anthozoa; Actiniaria; Aiptasiidae. The coding region runs from base 1044 to 1880 and encodes 278 amino acids. Gene Ontology annotation, cellular component: cytoplasm. Gene Ontology annotation, molecular function: oxidoreductase activity, acting on the CH-OH group of donors, NAD or NADP as acceptor. The record is from RefSeq and is a predicted model, not a curated record. The transcript has 9 exons.